AUGGAGGAGCCCGAGUCGCACCCCGAAAGUGGGGGGAACCCCCCCAGGCCCUGCGGGGAACCCCCCACGGGGGACCCCCCGAAGGGGAACCCCCCCGGAGACCCCCCCGGGGCCCCCCCCGGCCCCACCCGGUGGGGGAUCUGCGCGGCGGGAAAGAUCAGUCACGACUUUGUGGUGGCAUUGGGGACCCUCGAACCGGAGGAGCAUCAGGUGGUGGCGGUGGCGGCGCAGGAAAUUUCCCGCGCGGAGGCGUUCGCGAAGCGCCACGGAGUGAAGCGCUUCUAUGGCAGCUACCGGGAAAUGGCCGCCGACCCGGAAGUGGCCGUGGUCUACGUGGGCACGGUGAACUCGCAGCACCUGCCGGCCGGGCGGCUCUUCCUGGCGGCGGGGAAGGCGGUGCUCAUGGAGAAGCCGAUGGCCGUCGGCGCGCGGCAGGUCCGGGAGCUCGUGGCGGCCGCCCGGCAGCAUGGCGUCUUCCUCAUGGAGGGGUUCUGGACCCGCUUCUUCCCGGCGUGGCAGCGGCUCCAGGCUCUCGCCCGAGAGGGGGCUUUGGGGGACCCCAAGUUUUUGCGGGGCUCCCUGGCUUUCCCCAUGCAGAACGUGGAGCGGCUGCGGGAGCCCCGCCUGGGGGGGGGCGCCCUCCUCGACCUGGGGGGGUACGGUCUGCAAAUGGCCGUCGCGCUCUUCGGGGGCGCCCCACAGCGCCUGCACGCCCAGGGCUGCCUGCACCCCACUGGUGUGGACGAGACGGUGACGCUGACGCUGGACUACGCCGGGAACCGUCAGGCGGUGCUGAGCUGCUCGAUGGCGGCGGAGCUGCCGGGGGGCGCCGCGCUGGGGGGGACCCGCGGGUGGGCCGAGUUCCCGAGCCACAUGCAGUGCCCCACGGAGCUGCGGGUUUUGGGGCGCCGGGAGGUGUUCCCACUGCCCCCCCCCGCGCAGCCCCUCAACUUCCCCCACGGCACCGGAAUGCGCUUCGAGGCCCAACACGUGCGGGAGUGCCUGCUCGGGGGGCUGACGGAGAGCCCCGUGAUGCCGCUGGCCGAGAGCGAGCUGAUCGCGCGGCUACUGGACGAGGCGCGCGGGCAACUGGGAGUACUGGGAGAACUGGGAGGGGAGGAGGGGGGGCAGGAGGGGGGUGAGGAGUAACCCCCCCGGGGCAAUAAACGGGGGAACCCCCAAACCGGAGCUGUUGGCGCUCCCAGUAUAAACCAGUCCAGCCCAGUUUGUCCAGUACAGGCACCUCUCCAGUCCAAACCAGUCCAAACCAGUUGGUUACUGGAACAGCAAUCGCCACCAGUUCAAACCAGUCCGUUACUGGAGCGGCAGAACCCCAGU
Cuculus canorus (common cuckoo) is the source of this 1338-nucleotide messenger RNA. It is a transcript of the gene DHDH, whose product is annotated as dihydrodiol dehydrogenase. Gene Ontology annotation, molecular function: D-xylose 1-dehydrogenase (NADP+) activity; nucleotide binding. Lineage: Eukaryota; Metazoa; Chordata; Aves; Cuculiformes; Cuculidae. Gene Ontology annotation, biological process: D-xylose catabolic process. The record is from RefSeq and is a predicted model, not a curated record. The coding region runs from base 1 to 1149 and encodes 382 amino acids. The transcript is spliced from 7 exons.